This is a messenger RNA of Adineta ricciae, 894 nucleotides long. The record is from the annotation of a GenBank genome assembly. Lineage: Eukaryota; Metazoa; Rotifera; Eurotatoria; Adinetida; Adinetidae.
AUGUCCCAAACAAUUACCAUCGACUCUUCAAAAAUAACAAUUCCUAUUAUUGGUUAUGGCACAGGAACCAAAUGGUAUUCCGGCGAUAAUUCCAAACCAAUCGAUAAAAAUUUAGUUAAAUCAGUUCAUGAUGCAUUAUCAGUCGGUUAUCGUCAUUUAGACGCCGCUGAAGCGUACGGAACUGAAACAUCCGUCGGCGAAGCAUUACGUACGCAAUCCAUUGCACGAAAUGAAAUUUUUAUUACUUCGAAAGUGUUCAAAAAUAUCGGAAACAUCGAACAAGCGUGCACGGAUGUUUUAACACGCUUGGGUAUUGAUUAUCUUGAUCUUUGGCUUAUUCAUGCACCAUUCUUCGAUCGAAAUAAGAUUUCACUUGAAAAAGCCUGGCAAGAAAUGGAGAAAUUAGUUGAAAGUGGCAAAGUCAAAGCUAUUGGUGUUAGCAACUUCCAAAAACGACAUUUGGAAGAAUUAUUCGCUUUAAAUCCCAAAAUCAAACCAGCAGUUAAUCAAAUUGAACUUCAUCCAUAUGUUUAUAAAGGAACGCGAGAAUUGCUUGAAUAUUGCAAGUCAAAAGGCGUUGUAAUCGAAGCGUAUUCUCCGCUCGGUCCGCUUACUUUCAAAUCGGAUGGACCAGUCAAUGAGAUUCUUGAAAAAUUAGCGCAGAAAUACAAUCGGACGCCUGCCCAAGUUUUACUCAAGUGGAACAUCAUCAAAGGUGAUGUUGUAAUCACGACUUCGAGCAAACGCGAUCGUUUAGAAGAUUUUCUCAAAACCGCUGACGAGAAUUUUCAAUUGAGUGACGACGAUGUCAAGGCCAUCGAUGAUGCCGGUGCAAAAUUACAUUUUCGAAAAUACUGGACCAAAGAAAUCGAUGGUCAAAAAGAAGAUUUAUAA